This is a messenger RNA of Endocarpon pusillum Z07020, 1242 nucleotides long. RefSeq lists its product as uncharacterized. Gene Ontology annotation, molecular function: aspartic-type endopeptidase activity. The record is from RefSeq and is a predicted model, not a curated record. NCBI's taxonomy places the organism in Eukaryota, Fungi, Ascomycota, Eurotiomycetes, Verrucariales, Verrucariaceae. The coding region runs from base 1 to 1242 and encodes 413 amino acids. Gene Ontology annotation, biological process: proteolysis. The transcript is spliced from 2 exons.
AUGCAUAUGUCUCUUAGAAAUACCCUGUUAGCUUCGUCUUCCUUAAGCAGCUUUGCAUUCGUCUCCGGAAGCCCUGCACGACAACGCGCGGCAGAAGCUGUCAGCUACGAUCUUCCUUUGACAUGGAGUUCUUUCGGCUUUCUCUCCUCCCAUAUGUCGCUUGGCACCCCACCACAACAAAUCACCACUUUCGUCGACUGGACAUGGAUCAGUCAGUACGUAUUCACGACAACUUGUCAUGGCGUCGCGGACAAGCCCUUCGACUGUUUCGCAAAGGAGCAGUCAAUCUUCAACCAGUCGCAAUCGUCUACCUUCUUAGACGAGUCCUAUUUGUAUCCUAGUCGGACAUGGAACCCCAAUCACUUCUUCUUCUAUGAAGAUCUUACUGUCGACUACGCUUCUGACAUAGGGGUUGUUGGGCCAAGCUCAGCGCGUCUUACAAUACAGACGGCGGAUUUUCAGUUCGAUAUAAGUGACGCGCCUUACCCACUCACUGGAGUCUAUGGCCUGUCUCCAGUCUUCAAGGCAGACAACAGGUCUAUGCAAUCGCCGUUCUACCAAGCGUGGUCCGCCGGUGCUUGGCCGGAACCAUUUGUGGCCUUCCACUACUGCUACAAUGGAUCUGUGGACACCACAAAAUCGACGUGCGGCGGCUACGAUGGCCUGCAGACCCUCGGCGGCUUCAACAUGAGCUUGAUCGAUGGCGAAAUGUCUUGGUACGAUAUUGUGUUCUUCACCGACGUCAACGAGAUCGACUUCGAGUACAGCCCGCCCAUUUAUAAUUACUGGACCCUUCAGCUCACGGAGCUGAGUCUAGGCGACAAGGUGCAGGCGCUCAACAAAUCUAGAGGAGCGGGUGCCAUCUUCGACCAUGCAAGCUACGGUCGUGGAGCUCCAUUGUCUGUCAAUGCGUACGAGGAACUCAUCUCGAUCAGUGGAGCUACACCUAUUGCCCUCGAUUCACCCCCAAACAACGGCAACCAAUCCUUCUAUGAGGUUGAUUGUGACAGAGUGGAAGCACUUCCCCCAAUCAAGUAUCGAUUUGGGGGAUCGGAAAGGCCAUGGGAGAUUGUACCGUCAAACUAUGUCGAAACCAUCAACGAUACUUGCGUUCUCAACGUGCGAACAUUGGGGGAUGGGGAUAUGAUUGCUGGAAAUUUCGGCGAGACCUUCGCAAAGGACAAAUACAUUGUGUUUGAUUUUGAGAAGCUCAAGGUUGGACUAGCUGAUGUGAGGUGGUGA